This is a messenger RNA of Hevea brasiliensis (rubber tree), 980 nucleotides long. RefSeq lists its product as uncharacterized. Lineage: Eukaryota; Viridiplantae; Streptophyta; Magnoliopsida; Malpighiales; Euphorbiaceae. The transcript has a single exon. The record is from RefSeq and is a predicted model, not a curated record. Bases 329 to 874 code for a protein of 181 amino acids.
GGUGAGGUGCAAUUAUUCAUGCCAUGAAUUUCAUCCUAAGCAAGUGAGAAUUGCAAAAAAUUCCUCUUCCCCUACAUCCACAAAAAGCAGAAAAAAGGGCAUACAAGCAAAAGCUAUUAGAGAGACUAUAAUAAAAUCUAUAUAAUUUGAUGCAAAAUUCACUAAGCGAUUGAUUCCCACUCUCUCAUUGUGAUAGAUACCCAAACUCACACCCCCUACCAAAAAAAAAAAAAAGACUUCUUUCUCUCUCUGCGUAUAUUUCUUUCUCCCUGCAACUCUCCCCUUCUUGUUCUCUCUCAAUGACCAACUCAUAGAGAGAGAGGUAGCGAUGAAGAACACCAUUAAAUGCUGUAUCUCUUGCAUUCUACCAUGUGGAGCUCUAGACGUGAUUCGAAUAGUACACUGUAAUGGUCGGGUAGAAGAAAUUAGUGGCACAAUCCAAGCAAGCGAGAUCAUGAAAGCAUACCCAAAGCACGUCUUGAAAAAGCCCUCUUCUCCCUCCGACGAUGGUGUGGUUCCAAAGAUCGUUAUAGUCCCACCUGACGCAGAGCUUCAGCGUGGAAAGAUCUAUUUUCUAAUCCCAGUUCCAUCAACCCCAGAGAAGAAGCCUCCUCGAUCAAGAAAUUACAGCAGCAGGAGAAAAAGAAGAGAGAAUAAUAACAACAACGAUCAUAAUAACAGUGAAACCAACAGCCUAAGCAAUAACGUCGUCAGCAACUCCAUUUCAAUGACCACAAACCUUCUCAUUUCUGAUCGGUACUUGAGUGAGAUACUAUCAGAGAAGCUAUCAACUCAGAGAGAUCGAAGAAGAGGUCGUGUUGGGGUGUGGAGGCCACACUUAGAAAGCAUAUCUGAGACGCCAAAUGAUUCUUGAUGGAGAUUCUUGAUGAGUUUGUAAUAAGCUAUGAUUUUUCUUUCUUUGUGAUUCAUUUCCAUUAGGGUUCAAGAACUGCAUAUUAUAUUCAUUUGCCUUUUCUUUC